Messenger RNA from Podarcis raffonei (Aeolian wall lizard), 2187 nucleotides. It is a transcript of the gene GHSR, whose product is annotated as growth hormone secretagogue receptor. Gene Ontology annotation, cellular component: plasma membrane. Lineage: Eukaryota; Metazoa; Chordata; Lepidosauria; Squamata; Lacertidae. Gene Ontology annotation, biological process: G protein-coupled receptor signaling pathway; hormone-mediated signaling pathway. The transcript is spliced from 2 exons. Bases 117 to 1190 code for a protein of 357 amino acids. Gene Ontology annotation, molecular function: growth hormone secretagogue receptor activity. The record is from RefSeq and is a predicted model, not a curated record.
UGCGCCAUUUGUCGCUGCCGCCACCACAAUUCCCUUGUCUCGCUUUUGGCAUGAGCAGCAGCUGACGUAGCCUUUUCAGACCGCCCCAGCCCAGCCCCUGGCGAGAGCCCCUGGGGAUGUACAACGAGAGCAGCCUGCAGGUUGCGAUGGAUUACGUCGGCGACAACGACACGUUGCCCGAGUACCCUCUGCACCUCUUCCCCGCGCCUCUCCUCACCGGCGUCACCGUCACCUGCGUGCUCCUCUUUGUGGUCGGGAUCCUGGGCAACGUGAUGACGAUGCUGGUGGUCUCGAGGUUCCGGGACAUGCGGACCACCACCAACCUGUACCUGUCGAGCAUGGCUUUCUCGGACCUCCUGAUCUUUCUCUGCAUGCCCCUGGACCUCUUCCGCCUCUGGCAGUACCGGCCCUGGAACCUCGGCGACCUCCUGUGCAAGCUCUUCCAGUUUGUCAGCGAGAGCUGCACGUACUCCACCAUCCUCAACAUCACGGCUCUGAGCGUGGAGAGGUAUUUGGCCGUCUGCUUCCCGCUCUGGGCCAAGGUGGUCAUCACCAAGGGCAAAGUCAAGCUGGUCAUCCUGGUGCUGUGGGCCGUAUCCUUCGCCAGCGCCGGGCCCAUCUUCGUCUUGGUCGGGGUCGAGCACGAGAACGGGACCAACCCGUCGGACACCAAUGAGUGCCGGGCCACGGAGUACGCCAUCCAGUCGGGGCUGCUGACCAUCAUGGUGUGGACCUCGAGCGUCUUCUUCUUCCUGCCCGUGUUCUGCCUGACCGUCCUUUACAGCCUCAUCGUGAGGAAGCUCUGGAGGAGGAAGAAGAAGGACAUCGGGCCCAAGACAUCCAUCCGGGACAAGUACAACCGUCAGACAGUGAAAAUGCUAGCGGUGGUGGUCUUUGCUUUCAUCCUUUGCUGGUUGCCUUUCCACCUCGGACGUUACCUGUUUUCCAAAUCCUUUGAGGACGGAUCCUUGGAAAUAGCCGUCAUCAGCCAAUAUUGCAACUUGGUGUCUUUUGUCCUUUUCUACCUAAGUGCCGCCAUCAACCCAAUCCUGUACAACAUCAUGUCCAAGAAAUACCGGAAGGCGGCUUACAGGCUCUUUGGCAUCAAGACACACAGGAAGAAAAGGCUGUCGGGGCUGAAGGAGGGAGGGUCUCGAGUGUGGGCAGAGUCCAGUGUCAGACAAACAUGACGCCGCCGACCGGACCUAGCCGUCACCUAAAGCCACAAUAGAAGGGGAAAUAUAUUCAGGUUAAAGGAGCUCCCUGGUAGACCAUCUGCUUUGCAUGUAGAAGGUCCCAAAUUCAACCCCCUUUAUCUCCAGGUAGGGUUGGGAAUGUUUCUAGUCUGGAACCCUGGAGAGCUGCUGCCAGUCAGUGUAGACUAUAUGGAGCUACAUGCAACCGAUGACCUGGCUCAGUAGAAGGCAGCUUCCAAUGUCCUUAUCUGCAGAGCUUUCUGUGGAGUGGAGAGUGCAUUAUGAAAUAAGUUUUGUGCAUAAUAAACAUCAGCAGAGAAAGAGACAAAAUCCCUACCUUUUAUGUCAUUUUCAGUGAUUCUCUGUCACUGGGAAGAAAGGUGGUUUGCCAUCCUCAAGAUGCAGGACAUGAGCUAAUAGGGCUGUGUUUUACUGGUAAACAGCUCAGGGUGGGGCAAGCGGCAGGAGCUGGUCAGAGCCAGGAUGGGGUGUGGUGCUACAGAGAGCCCAGGAAGGGCAACAAAGGAAAUUCUAGAGUGAUGAUGCACAGAGCUCAUUUCCUGAUCCCAUUUCAAAGAUCCCAGGAAGAUGUCAGGGCCAUGCCCAAGGUAGAGGGACUCUCUUAUCCUGCAUCUCUUUCAAACAAAACCUAUUGAUCGUCAAUCCACUGAUCUGCCAAACGGCAGUGGAUGCGCACAUGUAACCGGCCAAAGAACAGGGAACGUGAACGCAGAAUCCAGUGUCUCUGGGGCACCUCCAGAGUUUGGCAUGAGUUCGUUUGGAUUCACCGAAUUUGUUCAAGAAUCUCCGAACUGCACCUGAAAGCAAGCUCCCAUAAUUGCUGAGUGAACCAUGAAUUAAGAACUUUGAAUAAUUUCUAGCUCAUCUUCAAGUCCAUCCUCUUACAUGUGUUGUUGUUUUUUACUCUUUAAAUUCCCUGGUUCAAAGAUCGCAAUUGUUGUGGGGACUUGAUUAAAUCAUUUGCAUUCUA